Talaromyces proteolyticus is the source of this 1422-nucleotide messenger RNA. RefSeq lists its product as uncharacterized. Gene Ontology annotation, molecular function: zinc ion binding; DNA-binding transcription factor activity, RNA polymerase II-specific. Lineage: Eukaryota; Fungi; Ascomycota; Eurotiomycetes; Eurotiales; Trichocomaceae. The record is from RefSeq and is a predicted model, not a curated record. The coding region runs from base 1 to 1422 and encodes 473 amino acids. The transcript has a single exon. Gene Ontology annotation, biological process: regulation of DNA-templated transcription.
AUGCCGAACUCAAGGUCCUGCGACCAGUGUUACGCACACAAGAAGAAAUGUCGUUUCCAGGACGGAUCGACAAGCUGUGGACGAUGUACACGUUAUUCCAUAAGUUGCUCGAUGGUUCGUGAUCAAGUGCGACCCGGACGGCCAGCUCGCCCGAAAGCUCUUGGUCCAGGAGGAUACGUACAAGUAUGGCGCUCAGGAGAUGGCCUACACAACAAGAAAAAGAAAACAAGAGUACAGCAAAAGUUGGACCCGGUGCCAUCAUCGCCAUCUUUCACAGACGCGCUCGCCAUGCGAGAGGCGGUAAUUGCUAAAUCCACAACAACUGAAUUGGGAGAACACAAAAGUCCACGUCCGCCAAAAAUUGCCGACUUCUAUGCUAUCAAUGACAUUUUCAUGAUCGGCCCAACUUUUGCUCCUAAAUUUUACCAUGCGUUGGAAUAUACAUAUGGUAUGGCUCCGGAUCUUUUGCGAGAUAUGUUCAGUGCAAUGGAGACUUAUUUGGACUGCGCCCGGCGUGAUCCGGCCGCUGCGAGACAAAUGGAUAUCACCGAGGUCACCAACUCAUUACGAAAAUUGCGAGCCACUGAGAUUACCAAUGAAAAUGACGGCUUGGCAGUCAUGCUAUUAGGUCAGACAUUAGCUGCUUUCGACUCUUUCUUCGCGUCAGCAGGCUCGAUGUUGAUCUUACGGCAUUCUCUCUACCUUGUCAAGCCAUGGUAUUCGCAACUAGCUCAGGCUGAUUUCCUAGAUUCAGUGACAAUUACUCCCCUUUUCUGGGAUAUAGUUUGGUGCUUGAUUAACCGCGAAGUUCCCAUAAUUCGACCACAUAUUAUACGUCCCCAAGUUGCCGACCGUAUCGCUGGAUUAUGUACUUCGUUAAUACCAGUUCUUUAUGACCUGUGUACUGUGAGCAAUCAAAUGGCAUCUAAGCCCUAUCAAGCAGGGACGAACGAUUUAGAAGACAUCGAAAGACGAGUUCGCGCGUGGCAACCUGACGAGGAUUCUUUGAAGUCCGUUGAAUUCACCGAAAUAGAGAUAUUGUCAAUGCGAGCGCAAGCGUCUAUGUAUCGAUCCGCAGCCUUGCUGUUGAUUCACCGUCUCGUCCAUCCGAUUUCUAGCCAGGAUGGUAUUGCAGUUUCGUAUGCCAACGACAUUUUCGAGCAAAGAGAUGAUUUUUUCGCUCUUUGCAAACCGGAUACAAAAUUACAAUACACUUCCUUCCCAAUUUUCUUAGCAUUACUCGAAAUCCCUCUUCGUUCGAGAUCAAUUUGGAAAACUAUGACACGAUUCCCAAUUCGCCCAGCUAAUAACGAUCAAAUCAUUUCAUUACUUAAAUAUGUUUGGGAACAAAGGUGGAAUGGGUUCAAAGGGUCUUUAUUUGAAUUACUAGGCAAAGGAGGGCAAUUUAUUUCAGUGAUAUAA